This is a messenger RNA of Hibiscus syriacus, 1961 nucleotides long. RefSeq names its product protein NRT1/ PTR FAMILY 8.3-like. The coding region runs from base 134 to 1891 and encodes 585 amino acids. NCBI's taxonomy places the organism in Eukaryota, Viridiplantae, Streptophyta, Magnoliopsida, Malvales, Malvaceae. The record is from RefSeq and is a predicted model, not a curated record. Gene Ontology annotation, cellular component: plant-type vacuole membrane. The transcript is spliced from 6 exons. Gene Ontology annotation, biological process: transmembrane transport; oligopeptide transport. Gene Ontology annotation, molecular function: transmembrane transporter activity.
ACCGAUCGUCGACUUCCAUAAUCCAUGCUCCACCUUUGUCAAAUCAAUGAAACCUCAAGGAUUCCAUCCAUUCCCUUGGAUUUCAAAAGUGUUUGAAAUUACGGUACCCGUCUAAGAAGUUGCGAAAACAAUCAUGGGAUCUGUCGAUGAAGAGAGAUCGCUUUUGGAAGCUGGACAUGUUGAUCAGGCUGAAAGCAGUGCGCUUUACACCGGGGAUGGCUCCGUUGACUUCAAUGGGAAUCCUGUUCUGAAGCAGAAUACUGGAAAUUGGAAAGCAUGCCCUUUCAUUUUGGGUAAUGAAUGCUGUGAGAGGUUGGCUUAUUAUGGGAUAGCGACUAAUCUUGUGAGCUAUUUGACCAAGAAACUGCAUGAAGGAAAUGUAUCGGCUGCGAGAAAUGUGACCACUUGGCAAGGAACCUGCUACCUUACACCUCUCAUUGGAGCUGUAUUAGCAGAUGCAUAUUGGGGAAGAUAUUGGACAAUAGCUGCCUUCUCCACCAUCUACUUCAUUGGAAUGUGUACAUUGACUCUCUCAGCAUCAAUUCCUGCACUGAAGCCUGCUGAAUGCAUGGGAUCUAUUUGUCCCUCGGCUACCCCAGCUCAGUAUGCUGUAUUUUUCUUUGGGCUCUAUCUGAUUGCAUUAGGGACGGGUGGAAUCAAACCCUGUGUCUCAUCCUUUGGGGCUGAUCAGUUUGAUGAUACUGAUCCCAAAGAAAGGGUGAAGAAGGGGUCCUUCUUCAACUGGUUCUAUUUUUCGGUCAACAUCGGCUCUCUGAUAUCAAGCAGUUUUCUGGUGUGGAUUCAGGACAAUGUUGGAUGGGGUCUUGGAUUUGGCAUUCCAGCAUUGUUUAUGGGCCUUGCUAUUGGAAGUUUCUUUUCAGGCACAUCUCUCUAUAGAUUUCAGAGACCUGGAGGAAGCCCUAUUACAAGAAUGUGUCAGGUCGUGGUUGCUGCAUUUCAUAAAUGGCAUCUUGAGGUACCUGAAGAUAGUACUCUCCUGUAUGAAGCCAGUGAUAAGCACUCUGCCAUUGAAGGAAGUCGGAAACUGGAGCACAGUGAUGAUUUGAAGUGCCUAGAUAAAGCUGCCAUAGUCAGUGAUGUUGAAACCAAAAGUGGGGACUUUUCAAACUCCUGGAGGCUUUGCACUGUAACACAAGUAGAGGAAUUGAAAAUUUUGAUCCGCAUGUUUCCUGUCUGGGCUACUAUAAUUGUGUUCUCUGCUGUUUAUGCCCAAAUGUCGACUAUGUUUGUGGAACAAGGGAUGAUGAUGGAUACAAAGAUUGGUUCUUUCUCUAUUCCUCCUGCUUCCCUCUCAACUUUUGAUAUUUUCAGUGUCAUUUUUUGGGUUCCCGUCUAUGAUACGAUAAUUGUCCCGAUAGCGAGAAAGUUCACAGGCAAGGAACGGGGCUUCUCAGAGUUGCAGCGUAUGGGAAUCGGUCUCUUUAUUUCAUUCCUAUGCAUGUCAGCCGCUGCUGUGGUGGAGAUCAGGAGGUUGCAGCUCGCAGAAGAGCUAGAUUUGGUUGAUAAACAGGUAGCAGUACCCCUCAGUAUUCUUUGGCAAAUACCUCAAUAUUUCUUGUUGGGUGCGGCAGAGGUCUGCACAUUUAUCGGACAGAUCGAGUUCUUCUAUGAUCAGUCCCCUGAUGCCAUGCGUAGUUUAUGCAGUGCGCUUGCACUCCUAACUACAGCUUUGGGCAAUUACCUGAGUUCUUUCAUUCUGACUGUUGUAACCUACUUCACAACAAAAGGCGGCCAAGUUGGUUGGAUACCGGACAACCUUAACGAGGGUCAUCUCGACUAUUUCUUCUGGCUCUUGGCUGCCCUCAGCUUACUGAACUUGUCGGUGUACACCUUCUGCGCUUCCAGGUACAAGCAGAAGAAGGCUUCUUAAAGUUCCUUCUGAUAUGGAGAGAAUUUCAGCUGUAAUGUUAUUUUGAGAUAAAAACUUCAUGCAUCUCAAU